UAGCCCUUCUUGCAUUGGAAAGUGUGCAAUGUCCAUGUGACCGACGGCCGCAAACAGACUAUAAACGCUUGUUUUUUUGGUGGCAUACAUUUACAGCUGAAAAUGGUGAAAGCUGGGAAGCUACGUUCUGGUACAGCACAGAAGCUAAAACGCUGGAAAAAGGGACACAGCAGCGACUCUAACCCGGAGACAAGCCGCUACAGACAGGCAGCGAGAAGCCGGUUCUUCAGUCGCCCCUCAGCGAGAAGUGACCUGACAGUUGACGCCCUUAAGCUCCACAAUGACCUGCAGUCCGGUCCCCUGGAGCACAAGGAGUCUAAAGAUGACACUCCCUUGGAGGUGGAUGAGCCAGCACUCACCGAGCGAACCUCGGCCACCUUCCUGAGUGGCCUGUCUGACUGCUCGAACCUGACCUUCAGCAAAGUGCAGCGCUAUUGGGAGUCCAACUCUGCAUCUCACAAGGAGAUUUGUGCAGUGCUAGCUGCUGUAACAGAAGUGAUUCGAUCCCAAGGUGGAAAGGAGACAGAGACUGAAUAUUUUGCUGCUUUGAUGACCACGCUAGAAGUUGUGGAAUCCAGUGAAUCAGUGGGUGCCGUGGCUUACCUUCUCAACCUCGUGCUAAAGCGAGUUCCCAGCCCAGUUUUAAACCUGAAGUUUUCAGACACAUCAAAGGUCUUCAUGAACAUCAUGUCCUCUCAAGCCAGUUCAGAAUCCCCCUCUGCCCUGCGCUGGAUCCUCUCCUGCUUGGCAAAUCUGCUUCGGAAACAGGACGGGUCUGUAUGGAGCUACCCAUCAACACUUCAGGUUUACCAUGGACUGCUGAGUUUCACUGUUCACUCCAAACCCAAGGUCCGUAAGGCGGCCCAGCAUGGCGUGUGUUCUGUCCUGAGGGGCAGUGACUUCAUGUUUGGAGACUCUGCUCCUUUAUACCAUCCUGCUGCUCAGUCAACGGCCAAAUUCUGCAUUAAGGAGAUGGAACAAGCUGGUGGCAAUAAAGAGGACACCACAGUCCUACACGUCCUGGGGCUCCUGAAGGAACUGCUGCCAUGCUUCCCACAUGGUGCUGUCAAGUCCUGCUGCGAGACGUUGCUCCGGGUUAUGACACUCAGUCAUGUGCUUGUGACAGCAGGUGCCAUGCAGGCUUUCCAUAAGCUAUUCAGUGCCAAACCAAACUCCUCCACAUUGCCUGCAGAACUCAAUGCACAGAUAAUUACGGCUCUGUAUGAUUACCUUCCCAGUGAAAAUGACCUGCAGCCACUGCUGGCGUGGCUGGCUGUAAUGGAAAAAGCACACACUCACCUGUCCAGUCUGCAGAUUUCGCUCUGUUUGGGUCACUUGCCCCGUUUCUUCACCGCUGCCAUGACUUGCUUUUUGUCUCCGCAUGUGCAAGUCGUUUCCACGGCAGCACAGACAUUAAAGACUUUACUGAAGGAGUGUGUUGCUCCGUGCGUGGCAGAGAUCGGGUCAAUCACAUCGACUGCUCCCGCAGGCAAUGCUGCUUACAUCUGUAAAGUAUUUCGACUGAUAGAAGAGGGUCUCACGUAUCGAUACUAUUCCUCCUGGCCCUUUGUAAUGCAAGUUCUCAGCUGCUUCUACCAGGUGGCAGGGAAGGAGGCGCACCCCAUCAUGGUAAAGAGUUUGCAGUCCUUGUGUGACCUGCGCUUGACGCCUCAGUUCCCUUUCUCAGGUGAGCUGGAUCAGACUGUGGGGUCUGCAGUAGAGAGCAUGGGCCCUGAAAUCGUCCUGAGAGCCGUACCUCUACAGAUCGACGGCAAUGAAGAUGAUCUUGAAUUUCCAAGGAGUUGGCUGAUACCUGUGAUCCGGGAUCGUGUUAAAAACACAGAGCUAGGAUUCUUCACCACAUACCUUCUGCCACUGGCAACUACUCUCAAAAAUAAAGCUGACGAGCUUAGUCAGGCAGGGCGAAACCUUGAGUCUAAGGUGUACAUGACUCUGCAUCUACAGAUCUGGUCCAUGCUGCCAGGGUUCUGUACGCAGCCCACUGAUCUGGCCACCUCUUUUAAAGGCAUUGCUCGGGUGCUCGGCAUGGUUAUCAGUGACCGACCUGACCUGAGGCUCACUGUCUGCCAUGCUAUACGGACACUGAUCAACAAGAGUAGUAAGAAGGAGGAGGAUCAUGCAGAAGUUGCCCGCUUUGCAAAAAAUUUCCUGCCCAUCUUGUUCAACGUUUAUACCCAACAGCCUGCUGUAGUGGACAGUGCUGCACUGAGGAUGCCUGUUCUGGACACCAUUAAGGUGUACCUGACGAUCACUGACCAGGAGAUGGUUUGUACAUUUCUGCAGAAAGCCACCGAGAAACUUUGCAGUCUGGAGAGCUCGGGCUUCACAAGGCUGGCGGUGAUGGACCUGAUAAUGGCGAUGGCUCCGUGUGUGGAUGAGUCCACAAUGACUAAAACCUUCGAGCUCGUUAAGCCCUAUCUGGCGAGCAAGGAAUCUGGAUUGCAGAAGAAGGCCUACCGUAUCCUGGAGGAGAUGUGCGGAGGGGAGAGGGAGCCGUGUCGUCAGUUUGUCCUCACAAACCUGGAGGAGCUGAAGCAGACGCUGCUCGGCUCUCUGAAGAGUGCUUCCUCUCCAGCCAAGAGGCCAAGACUUAAGUGCUUGAUCCAUAUUGUGAAACAUCUGAGUCCUGAACAUACUGGAUUCAUCACAGCUGUUCUCCCAGAGGUUAUGAUCUGCACCAAUGAGGUGGCUGUAGGUGCUCGGCGAAAUGCAUAUACCCUCCUGGUGGAGAUCGGCCGUGCAUUCAUACGCUUCUGUGGCAGCCAGAAAGAGGCAGUACUUCAAUACCUGGAACUGAUCUAUGCAGGAUUCACUGGAUCGGUAACAAUGAUCAGCUGCACUGUCCUGGCUCUGACUCGGCUUGUUUAUGAGUUUAAAGAUUCCUUGGAGCGCUCAGUUAUUGAACCGUUGCUUCGGAAUGUGUGUCUCCUGCUCAGCUCCAGAACACGAGAGGUGGUGAAGACAGCCCUCAGCUUUAUUAAAGUUAUUUUAUUUAUAAUGGAUGUUAAAAUGCUGGCGUCCCACAUGCCUCUAUUGAUGGAGGGAAUUGGAAACAUUAAAGAAGACAUGAGGCGGCAUUUCCGGACAAAACUAAAGAAUAUUUUCACCAAAUUCAUCCGCAAGUUUGGGUUUGAGUUGGUGAAAAACAUGCUUCCAGAGGAGUACCAUAAAGUGCUGGUUAAUAUCCGCAAGGUAGAAGCCAGGAACAAACAGAGGAAAAUCUUGAAGCAUGAUGCUGAUUCCGAGUCGGAGAAUGAGGAGGAUAUGUCAAAACCCAAAGGGGACAGUAUUGAAGACAUCCUGGCUGAUUCUGAGGAUGAGGAUGAGGAAGAGAAGAAGGGACGGGGAAGGAAGAAGCAGCCUGGACAGAAGGGAAGGGCGUGGCUAAAGGAGGGAGAGGGUGAUGAGCCGCUGAAUUUCCUGGAUCCCAUGGUUUCCCAGAGGGUUCUUGCCACAAAUCCAGAUGUAAAGAAGAACACAAAGGUCCGUCAUGAUUUCAAGUUGACUUCGGAUGGGCGUUUGAUUAUCCGCGAGGAAGCAGAUGACGACGAGAAAUCUAAAGGUGCAAAGGAGGAAAUGGAAGACAUACUGGAGGAAGCUGGUGUUAAGAGUAGAAAUCAGAAAAGAAAAUUCAAAGAGGGCAACUUGGAUGAGGACAUGGAGAUGGACCCACAAUUUCAGUAUAAAGCCGGGGGCUCUGGGAUUCAUCGACCGUUGUCUAAAAAAGGAGACUCUGGUGGACAGUACAAGGCAAAGAGUGGUAAAGGUGACAUAAAGAAGAAAGGUCAACAUGAUCCAUAUGCCUACAUCCCACUGAAAAAGGCUCAGCUGAACCGAAGGAAAAAAGCAAAACUGCAAGGUCAGUUCAAAGGGUUGGUUAGAGGAGCACAAAAAGGGGCUCGGACUGGAAGGAAAAUGCAGAGGAAGAGGAGGAAUGUGUAACUUCGGUCCAAGACAAAAUACAGGCCUUCGUAAUACCUUUUUAUGGACUCCACUCGGGAGCUUGGUUCAGUUAAAAUAGCAUGUUUCAAAGGGGCAACACUUUGUUCUAACAGACUGAUGUGAUGUACAGAUGCUAAGUGCUAGGCUGGAUUUCUGUGUUGGUCCUGGAUAGACGCACAGCAUGGCUUUUCAAUGUUUUGGUUGCGUUACACUAAGGGAUUGAACUGUUUGUUUUUCAUCUGAGAAUAAGCAAAAUCCAUAGACAUAUAUACAACUAAAAUAUUCCAGUUCUUCAGUGACAUUUUGUAUAAACAUAAUGUUUCACUUUCUGUCCUGUGGUGGUUGGUGGACCUUAGAAGUGUGUAUUUAUUUACCAUGAAAAAGCGUACUUACUUGUAAGAACCAGUUAAGCUUUAUUCUGCUAUGGACUAGAAAUUGAAUACAGGGUAACCUAUAAUGUUGUGCUGUGUGUGUCAAAUAUUGCCUUUUGUUUACUGCAAAUAAAAGAGAGUUGCAUCUUUUAAUGUUCAAAAAA
Messenger RNA from Polyodon spathula (Mississippi paddlefish), 4498 nucleotides. It is a transcript of the gene rrp12, whose product is annotated as ribosomal RNA processing 12 homolog. Bases 103 to 3963 code for a protein of 1286 amino acids. The transcript is spliced from 34 exons. Lineage: Eukaryota; Metazoa; Chordata; Actinopteri; Acipenseriformes; Polyodontidae. The record is from RefSeq and is a predicted model, not a curated record.